Amborella trichopoda is the source of this 1885-nucleotide messenger RNA. RefSeq names its product Regulator of chromosome condensation (RCC1) family protein (gene UVR8). Lineage: Eukaryota; Viridiplantae; Streptophyta; Magnoliopsida; Amborellales; Amborellaceae. The record is from RefSeq and is a predicted model, not a curated record.
GAGCCCGGCACCAGCGACUCUGUGCGCUGCGUUACCUGAGUGGAGUACCAGUAGAGGGUCAUUGAAGGCUUCUCAUUUGUGUGUGCAGAGCACAGAAAGUUCGAUUUUAAUUGGGGGGCUUGUCUUUUUCUCUCUCUUAUUAAAACUCGUCUUCUCUGCUCUGCUCUUCUCUGCUCUGCUCUGUUAUAUACGCGACACUUCGUGGAGGAGAGAGAGCGACGAAACGGGGUGCUGUAGCGUUCAUUCUCGGAACACUUCUCUCUCUCUCUAGGUUUCCCUUCGUCUCUUUGUGGUUGAUUUCUUGUCUUUGCAAGUUGGAGAAAUAUGGCGGAAGAAGGUACUGGUCUCACUCGCAGGGUGCUGUUUAUCUCAGCAGGAGCCAGCCACUCUGUAGCCCUUCUCUCUGAAAAUGUUGUUUGUUCUUGGGGCCGUGGUGAGGAUGGCCAACUGGGGCACGGGGAUGCUGAAGAUCGUCUGUGGCCAACUAUAUUGAGUGCACUUGAUGGUCAUGGAGUAGUUUCAGUUACCAGUGGAGCUGAUCAUACAACUGCAUAUUCAGAAUCUCCAUUUCAAGUCUAUAGUUGGGGAUGGGGGGAUUUUGGAAGGCUUGGGCAUGGUAAUUCCAGUGAUUUGUUUACCCCUCGUCCUAUUAAGUCAUUACAAGGAUUAAAGAUAAAGCAAAUCACUUGUGGGGAUAGCCAUUGUCUGGCUGUUACUGCACAAGGAGAGGUCCAGAGCUGGGGUCGAAAUCAAAAUGGACAACUUGGGCUUGGCCACACUGAAGAUUCACUUGUUCCACAAAGGAUUCAGGCAUUCCAGGGAGUACCUGUCAAAAUGGUUGCAGCAGGUGCUGAACACACUGCUGCUGUUACAGAAGAUGGAGAACUUUUUGGAUGGGGCUGGGGUCGAUACGGAAAUUUGGGACUAGGUGACAGGAAUGAUCGUUUAUUUCCUGAGAAAGUUGCUGCAAUUGAUGGUCAAAAGAUGAGCAUGGUCGCAUGUGGGUGGCGGCAUACAAUUGUUGUUUCAUCCAUUGGGAAACUGUACACUUAUGGCUGGAGUAAAUAUGGUCAGCUUGGGCAUGGGGAUUAUGAGGAUCAUCUCAUUCCACAUCAAUUAAGAGCUUUAAGCAAUGAUUAUAUCACUCAGAUUUCAGGUGGUUGGCGUCAUACUAUGGCCCUUACAUCUGAUGGAAUGUUAUAUGGAUGGGGGUGGAAUAAGUUUGGGCAGCUCGGUGUGGGGGACAAUGCUGAUCACUGUUCACCAAAACAAGUGAUAUUUCCUCCAGAGCAGAAAGUUAUCCGAGUCUCCUGUGGUUGGAGGCACACACUUGCCAUUACAGACAAGGGAAAUGUAUUUUCAUGGGGAAGGGGUACAAGUGGACAGCUUGGACAUGGCGAUUCCAUUGACCGAAAUGUUCCCAAGGUUAUUGAAGUUUUGAGCGUGGAUGGAUUGAGCUGCCAAAACAUUGAAUCUUCUAGUGCAGAACCAUUUUCAGGCAAAGUGGCUGUUUUGCCUUCAGAUCGAUAUGCUGUUGUCCCUGAUGAAACUGCCCAAGGCCAGCCACCUGCUACUGGCAGGAGCGGUGGAAAUGAUGCAAGUGUUCCAGAUAAUGAUGUCAAGCGGGUACGGAUUUAGGUAUCACAACCUGGUUGCAAAUCUCCUUCCCCAAUUCAGCAGUUCUUUCCCAGAUAUUCUAUAUGCUUGUUUGUUUAUUAGUGUCUCACGUUUGUACCCAGUUUACUUAUUUGUAAAUUAAUGCAUGUUUGAGUCGUUUUCUUUAUCAAAUGUUAUUUGAGCUAAUCUUUUAUGUAAUGACCACAAAUGAUUUGCUUCCUUUCUAACUUAAAAUAAAUGAAUAAAUAAAAGAAAUGCUUCUUUUUUA